Messenger RNA from Mya arenaria, 1291 nucleotides. RefSeq names its product beta-1,3-galactosyltransferase 1-like. Gene Ontology annotation, cellular component: membrane. NCBI's taxonomy places the organism in Eukaryota, Metazoa, Mollusca, Bivalvia, Myida, Myidae. The record is from RefSeq and is a predicted model, not a curated record. Gene Ontology annotation, molecular function: hexosyltransferase activity. Bases 48 to 1148 code for a protein of 366 amino acids. The transcript has a single exon.
UGCCUGGGCACAAACAUCUGACAACAAACCGAACUUUUAUCGUUGCUAUGGUCAUUGUUGCAUUUUUCAUAAUUGUCUACUUUGACAAAUCAAGUUUUUACAGAAAUAGGAAUUUUGAAUUCAUAGCUAAAAACAUUAGUAUUAUGGACAUGGUUGUUCGGGACGUAAACGUUGAUUUAUACAUGAAUGAAAGUCGUAUGCCUUUGAAUAACAAAGCAGACAAUCAAAGGUCAACUACUGGAAACAAAACAUCUGAGGAAAUCGUAACCGAAAGUUCUGAAACAGAUGAUUUUGGGAACAUCAAGUACUCCAGCAAAAAUAAAAGGAAAGCGUGCUGUCAUGACUGUUUUCUUCACGAGUUUGAAUAUAUAAUUGAUAAUCCAAGUAUAUGUAGUAACAUUCGACGGGAAACAGCAAAAUUAUUUAUAUUUGUUUUUACAGAGCACUCAAAUAUUGACAAAAGAACUGCUGUAAGAAGGACAUGGCUAUCAGUGUCGAAAAAUAACACAUCGGAAGUACGUUAUGCGUUUGUACUUGGAGAAACUGAAGAUACACAUCUUCGGGAUGUCAUUUUAAAAGAAAACGAAAUUUACCAUGACAUCAUCAAGGAAAACUUUAAGGAUAGCUAUAGAAAUUUAACAUACAAAACAAUAUUGGGUUUGAAGUGGGUGACCGAAAAAUGUCCAACUGUGCAAUUCGUAAUGAAAACGGACGAUGAUGUAUUUGUGAAUAUAAAGUCUUUGAUGUUGUUGCUGAAUAGUAGCAACGAUUUAAGAAAAAAUGACGCCAUCAUUGGGGCAUGCAAGUUAAUAGCUGAACCAAUUCGUGAUAGUCACUCAAAAUGGUAUGCGUCUGUUCAUUCCUUUUCAGAUAAUUUAUAUCCAGGUUAUUGUUCAGGCACUGGAUAUGUAAUGAGUUCAAACGUUGCAAAAGCUUUGUAUAAAAUAUCAUCAAAUGUCCCAUUUUUUCACCUAGAAGAUGUUUACAUAGCACUGUGUAUGAAAUUUCUUGGGUAUAAGCUUACUCCAACGAAUGGCUUUUUAGCAUAUUAUAAGGCUAAUUUGUGUGAAUAUAAACACAUGGAUGUUGUGACUGUACAUGGUAUAUCUUCAUAUCAUAUGGAAGAAAUAUGGAAUUCACACUGCUAAAAAGUUCUAUAUAGAAACAAAAAAACAAAACAAAAAAGGCACUUGUCUUUAUGUGGGUAUGUUUGUUUUACAAAUUGAUUGCUGUUAUCGGAUUGAAUGAAUGCGUCAUAAGUGUCAAAAUGCAUUAAAGUUGUAUAAGAUAA